Messenger RNA from Engraulis encrasicolus (European anchovy), 1060 nucleotides. RefSeq names its product ubiquitin carboxyl-terminal hydrolase 37-like. Gene Ontology annotation, molecular function: cysteine-type deubiquitinase activity. The coding region runs from base 14 to 808 and encodes 264 amino acids. The transcript has 10 exons. Gene Ontology annotation, biological process: protein deubiquitination; G1/S transition of mitotic cell cycle. The record is from RefSeq and is a predicted model, not a curated record. Gene Ontology annotation, cellular component: nucleus; cytosol. Lineage: Eukaryota; Metazoa; Chordata; Actinopteri; Clupeiformes; Engraulidae.
UCGAGAGCUCCAGAUGGUGAGGCAGAUCAGCGGCCAAGGGCAGACCAAGGGCAUGCUGCUGACCGCCAUCCGAAGCAGCAUGUCUGCAAUCUGCCCGGAGUUCCUUGGCAACCGUCAACAGGACGCCCAUGAAUUCUUCCUCUUCCUUCUAAUUCAAAUGAAGGAAGAGGGAGCCUCCCAGCUGGCCCAUAGGUGUCCCGUGGCAAAUCUGGAGUUCCACAUCACCACGGUCUAUACAUGUAGCACCUGUGGAAUCAGCCGGGACAGGGAGGAGAUGUUCAACCACCUGUCGUUGCCAGCAGAGGAGGGUGGUGUGGAGCACAGCCUUGACAGCUACUUUCAGACCACUGGGGUAGAAUAUGGCUGCCAGCUGUGUGUGGGCAGGCACGCAACAGCCAAAUCCCACUUCACCACCAUGCCAAAAAUCCUCGUCAUUCACCUGAAGAGGUUCAACGCCAAAGGCUGCAAAACAAGCCAUAACAUCAGCAUCCCGCUCCAACUACGGCUUAGCAGCGGCGAGGACGUUCAGAGGGCUUGGUCCCCACCUCCCAUCAGCUCAGCCAUGGACAGUGAAGGACAGGAAAGUUCAGGAGAUAGAGUGGCGCCCACUGUGCACACGUACCAUCUUGUCAGUGUGGUGUCACACCUGGGGAGCAGCCUGAAGAGGGGCCACUACGUCUGUGACGCUGUUGGAGAGGAGGGGAGCGAUGGGCUGUGCUUUGAUGACAAUAGCGUGAAACCCGUUAAAAACAUCGAACGUAAACGCCAAAGCACAGCCUACCUCCUCUUCUAUGAGCACAGGACGUGAGGCCCCCUUCAGCGCUCCGACCACCGAGCGCGGGCUGCUCCCCAGACCCCACCACCACCUCCACCACUUCCUCCUCCACCUCCACCUCCUCCUCCUCCACCACCACCACUUCCUCCUCCACCUCCACCACCUCCAAUACCAGGUCUCCCGAGACCCCAGACCCCCUCCACCUCCACCACCACCACUUCCACCUCCAUGGGCUACAGAAGGCCCUAAGGGGGCUCCAAUCCCAGGUCUCCCGAGAAACCCCCC